AUGCUAUGCCUGUCUGCCGCAGCUCUGAGCGAUGCGCAGAAAGUUGCAUUGGACGACCUGGCCGUUGUGUACCACAGCUGCGCGGCCGUCGAGCUCCUUGAGAGGGAGGCUGCAGCUGCUGCACGACUACCACACAACAGACUAAAACGGUGAGUGUGUGUGUGGGUCUGGCCGGAGUGCCUUUGCUGCCUCAGUCAGUCAGUCGCCCACCGUGAGCCCCUGGCUGCCUGCGUGUGUGCGUGCAGGUAUUUGAGUGACACCUUCAGGUCCGUCCUGUCGUGCAUUUCUCCCUCAGCUGAGGUCCCCGCUGCCACUGACGGACCCCUUGAUGACGAGGAGCUAUCACCACCGACACACACGUGCACACGGAGCGGUCAGUCAGGUGUAGGAAGCAGCAGAGUAAGCCUGCCGACAGUAGUAGCGAGAGGGCUCUGCUGCCCGCCAGAUAGAACAAGGCAAGAUUUCCAGACUGACAGACGAACAGACAGACAGUGAGUGACUACCGUAUCACUCACAUCAGUGGCGGGCGGGCGGGCUGGCGGACAGUCACUCGCAAGGCCAGUAGCUGUCCAGACAGGGGCUGGACUGGUUUUUGAGUCAGGGUGCUGGCUGCAUGGGGGAUGAGAGUGAUGGAAUGGAUGGCCUAUACUGACUGAGUCAGGUAGUUCGAUGGUCGGACUCUGACCCAACAAACGUCUUAUGUCGCGCUGCUCUGUACAUUGCUCGUUUAUUGUUGAU
Molecule: messenger RNA, 738 nt
Organism: Vitrella brassicaformis
Lineage: Eukaryota; Vitrellaceae
Source: the annotation of a GenBank genome assembly